AUGUUCUUCCCCUGGUGCUGCAAGCCCUGGUCCGCCGAGAAGGCCCAUGUGGAUCAGAAUACCGAAUACGUCCGAGCGUUGCCCCUGAGCAGCUCGAGCUCCACGAGCUUUCCCAAGGCGUACAACUUCGCACAGGAUGAGCCGCCAGAUGAUCUGCAGCAGGCCGCUCCGAGCCGAACGUUGGAACCCGUCAGGUGUAUGGGGCCCACCUUUACUCCAGAGAACCAGGAGAAGGUUCGGCUGCAGAUGGCCGUCCGAAGCUUCGUGAAGGAGGCUAUGACUGGAAUGCCCGUGGAGCUCCUCGAAGAGGACUCGGGCCAUGUUGUCAUAGCCACUUUCUACUUGGACAGGACGCUGAAGCGCGUCUCGUUGAAGCUGCCGGAGGAGCACCGGUACUACCGGAUGCAAGACAUGAUCGCCAUUUUUCGUGACAAAGAGUUCACCAACUUGGUCCCCAGCCUGGCACAUCUGUCGCCCCGCUGCCUGGCGGUGGAUUUCUGCACGGAGAGGGACUUCCGGCUGUGCUUUCAGUUCCAGGACUCGGACGUCCGCGACAACUUCUACAGCUGCCUCAAGAUCUUGCGGAUGUCUCUGGAUGCGGGAGAGGUGGAAGAGGAGGAGAACUAG
This is a messenger RNA of Durusdinium trenchii, 627 nucleotides long. NCBI's taxonomy places the organism in Eukaryota, Dinophyceae, Suessiales, Symbiodiniaceae. The record is from the annotation of a GenBank genome assembly.